AGAAGCUUUGCUUUCAUAAUCCGUUUUCUUUAACAAUAAGACUAAAACUCAGUUGAAGCUAUAUCUCUCCUCUUUCCCCAAUCAAUAGAUGAGUUAUGAACACUUCUCCACUGAUCUUUGUUCGUUCUUUCUACAAUGCAGAUCGCCAUUGUUCCUUCUCUCUUCCUUCUCCUCUUCUCACCGUUCUCUUUCGCAAUCCAAGGUUAUGAACCAGUUCCGGCGCCGUAUUCCGGUGAAGAUGUCUGGACGGGAUCGGUUGUACCCUCUCCAUAUGCAACAGUUCCAUCUCUCCCACUAGCAAAGUCUCCAGAGCCCGGGGUUUACGAGCAUGAAGACAUAUAUGAAGGAGCUGAUAGAACUCCGGCGCCAGCUCCGACAAAAGAAGAAUAUCCUCGAGAAGUUGAAGAGCCCAGCGAAAGUCCAAUAAGCCCUUCACCGUCGUCGGAAGAAAUUAUUCUGGGAACGGUGAAAUGGUGCGCGGUAAGAGAUGAAUAUGUGGACUGCCAGUACUAUAUCAGCCUCCUAAGGCCUACCAAUGGUUACAUUUGGAUAUGUGUUAGAAGAGAAACGGUUCAAGAAUGUCUGGAUUCAAUUAAGGAAGGGGAAGCGGAUUUAGUAAACUUAGAUGCAGGCUUGGCUUAUAUUGCAUUCAUGAAAUACUCAAUGAAAGCCAUUGCAAAUGAAGUCUAUUGUAAUCAUGCUGAAAGCUUUGAUGCUGUUGCAGUGGUAAACAGGAUGGUUUGUGAGAAUAAAGGGAGUACUAGUUUGUUGGAUUUCAAAGGAAAAAGGUCUUGCCAUGGAGGUUAUUCAACUGCCACGGGGUGGAACUACCCUGUUACUCAUCUCAAACAAUUAUUUGAUUCCGAAGAAUUGAAUGAUAAGGAGAUGGUCACAGAGUUCUUCUCUGGGGUUUGUGCACCUUCAGAAUUUAAAGGGACGGGAUUGUGUAGUGGGUGUGGGAACGAGAACGGAUCAUGUCACAUGAGUAGCUUUUACUCGGGUCAUGAAGGAGCAUUUCGGUGCCUUGUUGAGGAUUUAGGGGAUGUUGCAUUCGUCAGAGCAGAAACUGCAUUACUCUACUCUAUGGAGGGCCCACAUAAUCAGACAUGGUCAACAAAAUCCUUCAAUGAUUUCAUGUAUCUUUGUCCACAGGGAGGCUGUAGGGAAAUCAAUGGCUAUCCUGGAGACUGUUCGUUUGGAACUGUUCCUGCAAAUGUUAUAAUGACAAGUAACUACAUUUCUAACGAGAAGAGGUUAGCAGUUUUGGAUACCCUGAUUAAUGGAAGCUGGAAUGAUGUUCUCUACACAGGAAAAAAUGGCGCUGGACACAUGCUUAGUACCAGUACUCAAGGAUUAGCUGCAAUCAAGAAAGUCACACGAUCAUACCUAGGGACAUCAGCUUCCAUUUCACAAAGCAUACAAGAAUUAAAUACAGAAGAUGCACAAGUCAUCCCAUAUACAGGAAAUUCAAUUUCAGAUUCUCCUUCUUCAUCAUCGUAUAUUCAUCAUUCAAUGGCUAUCACUGUGUUCUUGAUCAUACUCGAUCUCAUGCUUUCAGCACUCUCUACACGAGGACAAUGAAGAUCAUGGAUGCUUUUAUGUCUUUUAAUGGAAAUGUAAU
Nelumbo nucifera (sacred lotus) is the source of this 1621-nucleotide messenger RNA. RefSeq lists its product as uncharacterized. The record is from RefSeq and is a predicted model, not a curated record. Lineage: Eukaryota; Viridiplantae; Streptophyta; Magnoliopsida; Proteales; Nelumbonaceae. Gene Ontology annotation, cellular component: early endosome; recycling endosome; plasma membrane. Gene Ontology annotation, biological process: iron ion transport.